Messenger RNA from Rhizophagus irregularis DAOM 181602=DAOM 197198, 2991 nucleotides. NCBI's taxonomy places the organism in Eukaryota, Fungi, Glomeromycota, Glomeromycetes, Glomerales, Glomeraceae. The record is from RefSeq and is a predicted model, not a curated record.
AUGGACGCAAUCGAAAUCAAAAUCAAAGGUACCGAAACAGAUAAAGACGUUGAUGAAAGUGCAAAUGGAGAAGAAAUUACUUAUGUGGCCAUUAGCCCAGAUGGUUCGAUAGUAGCAAAGUUUAAUCCAUUUGUAAUGAAGUCUCAAAAAAAAAUUUUUAAAUCCUAUCCCCUUGUUUUGCUGUGCGUGUCCCCAAAUGAAGAGACAAACACAUUCUUUGAUAGAAAAUGUUUUCAUGAUGGCGAUGAACCGCUUGGAUGGUCUUUAGCAGUUUCGGACAUAAUUGACAAUGACACUGGUUUAGUUGCAAUUUCCUAUAUAAUUGACGAAGACAUGAAUCUAAAAGGAAUUGAGCAAGUCAAUAAAUUUCAAAUUUUAUUAGAUAUAACAAAACAAUUAUUACAAAAUUUUGUCAAAUUAUUAAUUCCUUAUUGUCUUAUCAUUUUCUUCCUCAUUUUUAUUGUUUUUUUGUCCCUUCCAAUCUUUUUGAGUGUAUUCUUACUCUGCCUUUUUGUUUUACUCAAUUUAUAUUAUUUCUUUCGUCUCUGUGCGUCUUACUAUGCUACAAGUGAAGAUGAUAUUGAACAAUUUCGAUUAUCCUUGAUUCCUAGCAAGGGAACGAUAAAGCUUAUUAAAUUUUCAUUUAAAAAUAAUUCUCAUUAUGAUGACAAUGAUAACAAUAAAUCAACAUAUCAUCGUGGUGGUGGAGUCGUUAGCUUUUUAAAAAAUUCUAAAAAUUCAUCGAAGAAUAGUGCAACACUUAUCUGCAUGAAUUGUACAAAAAUACGAAAGAUUAAUAUUAAAAUAACGUACGAAAACAUUUCUGCAUCAGAAGGAGGUGCUUAUCUAUUACCUGAAAAUUUAUUCAAUGAACUAGAAAAUAUCAAGGAUGGAAGUUGUAAAUUGAAAUAUCUUUUGAAAUCUAGAUGGCAGGAAUUUUUAAUUAUUAAAACAAAGGAUUAUCAGGAUUAUCAACACAAACAAUGUAUUGGAUUAUAUAAUAUUAAUACUUUACAACUAGUGAAUAUUUUUUCAGUUUGUUCAGUUUGUUCAAUGAGUAAAAAUGAACUUGGGAUUUUUGCGAUAUCAACUGGUUCGAAAUCAACUGGUUCGAUAUCAACUGAUUCAAGAUUAUUUGCUUAUUCUUAUGGAGAUAAUACUAUUACAAUUUAUUUAAUGGAAAGUGGACUCGAGGUUGUUCAGAAAAGGUUUAAUGAUAUUAAUAAAAUUAAAUUCUUAGAAUUCAAUAAAGAAGAUAAAGAAUUAAUUAUCAUUGAAGAUAAAAAUGGGGACAUGAAAUUUCAUAUUUGGGUGUUAUCGGGAUGCCUAAAUGAUCAUUUAGUUAUUGAACAUAAUACUUCUAUUCUAUCGAAUUAUGAUUAUGAUCAUUGUUUAGCAAAAGCAAAUGGGGUGGUAGUUUUUAUUGAUAAUGAAAAUAAUAUUGAAAGUUUACAUAAUAGUAGUAGCAGUAUAAUAAAAUCAGUGGAAUCUGAUUUAAAGGAUUUCGACGAAGACUUCUCAAAAACUUUUGAAAGAUUUAGAGAUUUGUGUUUCAGGAUAGAUUACGAAGAUAAACCUGAAUUUGAUAAAGACAUGGCUACAAACAUAAAAAUUGCAUGUAGAUUUCUUGCUUAUCUAUAUGACGAUAAUGAUGGUAUUGAUCGAGGGAAAAGUAUUGAUUCUAAUCAUCAAGAGCUUGUCAAUGAAACAAUAAAAUUCAUCAAAAGUUUCAUUAAAUAUUUUCCUAAUCAUUGGAAACUUAUGGAGCACAAUAAAGAAGAUGGUUAUUUACAUAGACCUCAAAAUAAAUAUGUUACUUAUCCAUAUUAUGAUUUAGAUUUGAAAUUGAGGGAUGAGGAUUUAAAAUCAGCUAAUGAUUUAGAAUUAACUUUAAAAUGUCGUCAAGGUCGAGAUGCUGUUAUGCUAGCAUAUCUAUUAGAAUAUUAUUCUAGAAAUUUUAUGGAAUGCAGUCAUAUUGGCUGGAUGAUUAAUGUCACAAAAAUUCUUCCGAAAUUAUCUGCUGAUUAUAUGGAAUCAUUAUAUUAUUUAUAUUUUAACAAAUCUCAUUUUGGAAAAAUGAAAUAUAAUUUUCCAAUUAGAAGAGAUGAAGAAUUACCCAAUAUUUAUAUUGUUCCUAAUUUUACAACCUAUGGUGAAAAAAUUGAAGGAAAAUUUGGAGGAAAAUUUGGUACAAUUUUGUAUUGGUUGAGGAAAAUAUUACUUCCGCCUGGCUACAAGAAUUUAGAUUAUAAAGGACAUAAAUCAUUUCUUUAUAUUGAAAGUGUAAUUGUUUUCACUCUGAUAUUUGUAAAGUCAUUUAAUGAAGUUAAUGAAAUUAAUAAUGAAAGGAUUGUUAUUUUAUUAGCGGUUACUACUCUAAUACUUUGGAUUGAAAUGCUCCUUUGGCUACGAUUAUUCACAGAAGUGGCAGUAUAUAUAUAUAUUUUUGGAAAUAUUUUAAAAAAGAUUAUACCAUUUUUUGUGUUUAUGAUUAUUUUAACAAUUGGCUUUGGACAUUCAAUGUUUGUCCUUUUUGGACAUCCAUCACUUCUUGAUUUAAAUCCAUCAGCUUCAACUUUCACAUUAGAUAAUGGAACUAAUAAUUUUACUUUAACAGGAGAAAUUCCAGAAAAUCCUUUUAACACAAUAUGGGAUGCUAUACUCUCCGCAUACUAUUGGAAUGCAAUUGAUCUGAGUGGUUAUAAUUAUUGGCCAUUAAAAUUACUUGCUUUCAUAGCAAAUGUUAUUCUAGUUCUUGUUUUAUUAAAUAUGAUUAUUGCAUUGAUGAAUGAUGCAUUUAAUAAAGCAAAAGAAGACGGAAAUCUUGGACUUGUGACAUUUAGAGCAGAACUUAUUGAUGAAUAUGAAAGACUUGAUAAUUCUUUCUUUAGAAAAUUACUACAUAGUAAUUCACCAUAUAUUUGUUUUCAUCAAAAUCAUGAUAUAACGGAAAAAUGGAUAAAGAAAACUAAAAAAAAUUUAAAGACAUAA